AUGAAACUGCUAACUUUCAUGGGUGGCAUUGAACCCUUAAGGGCAGAAACCUGGUUACUCGAAAUAGAGAAACUAUUUGAAGUAUUUCCUUGCUCCGAAACACAAAAAGUUCUUUUGCCCACCUACACAUUAAAAGAUAAAGCUCAUAGAUGGUGGUUACUGAUCCGAACUAAUAGUGGGAACAUGACGUGGACUCAGUUUAAUGAGAUUUUCUACAACAAGUAUUUUUCCCAAUGCUUUAGGGAUUGGAAAGUGUCAGAAUUUCAAGAACUUAAGCAAGGCAGAAUGUCCGUAGCCGAGUACAAAUCUAAAUUCACUGAGUUGGCUUGGUUUGUUCCACAUAUGGUGGAUACUAAUUACAAGAAGGCACAAAAAUUCGAAUGCAGUUUGGAUUUGGAAGUGUUUGACCGAGUUGGCGUCUUGAAAUUGCCGACAUAUGUAAAAGUCCUUGAUAGAGCAUUGAUGGCAGAGGCCAUUUUGGUAGCAAAGAAACAAGCUCUAGCUCCAACAACUGAAUGGAAGGGUAAACGAUCCGGAUUCAAUUUCAAGAAGGGUCAGUCAUUUUCAAAAAGGCAGAAUACGGGAUCCUCCAGCAGCUCUGGCUAG
Messenger RNA from Camellia sinensis, 606 nucleotides. The record is from RefSeq and is a predicted model, not a curated record. Lineage: Eukaryota; Viridiplantae; Streptophyta; Magnoliopsida; Ericales; Theaceae.